This is a messenger RNA of Pseudovirgaria hyperparasitica, 2222 nucleotides long. RefSeq lists its product as uncharacterized. Lineage: Eukaryota; Fungi; Ascomycota; Dothideomycetes; Acrospermales; Acrospermaceae. Bases 72 to 2024 code for a protein of 650 amino acids. The record is from RefSeq and is a predicted model, not a curated record. The transcript has 4 exons.
ACUGCCCUCUAACAAUAAUUGCUAGCUUUUAAUCCGAGACAGACAAUGUGCUAGAGACAGUCUGAGCGAUCAUGAGUUCUCCGCGAUCUUUUACCACAGCCGCCGAGUCUCAUUCUAGUCCGAAGUCGAAAAAAGGAAGUUCACCUGCAAUAGCCAGCUCCUACGAGAGCCCGUCAAAACGCAGCAAGAAUACACAUUCACAUUUCUACCGGCCGGUGAAGAAACUGCCGUACGAACUAUUGAACCAUGCAUAUGUCUAUAUGAGCGAAGAAGGCUAUUCAGAAGCCAUAUCCCUACUGACAAAGUUCCUAGAAGCUGGCUAUGGUGCCUCGGAUGCUCAACAUCCUUCAUCUGCCUUAGUACCUCCCGGGCAAUACAUUUCUCUGCUAGCAACCCUCAUUGUUCAUCCCAAAUAUUCUACUCACGCAAAGUCCGCCGACGCAGCAGAGGUAUGCCUGAAAGCCACUACAUAUAUACGAUCACUUGCCAGGAUAGUGGGCUCGAUAAAUGUCAACCUAUCUGAGCUAUUCAAAUUCCCGGACGAUGGAUCUAAUCGUCGUAGUUACAAACCAACAGACGAUGUUCUUGGUGGAGGCCUAAAACUUCCCCAGAGAAUAGCAAACUCAGGGUCGCUUUGGGUAUCUGCGACAAGUUUCUGGCAAGUCGUUGGCUGGGCUUUCAACUGCUCUGUGCGAAACAAGCUACGAUGGACGCGGUGGAGACAAUUCCUGGAAGUGAUGGUCGACGUUAUGGAGGAUGACUGGGCUGCAAGACUGGCGCAAGUGGACGUCGUAACACAGGACACCCAGGGCGAUAUCCUUCAAAAAAGCCUAGUGUGGUCUUACAUGAGACCUGAGAGCCCCGGUAGCAGUACAGGAAGACGGAAAAUCCUACGCGCCAUCUUCGCUGAUGGCUCAAAGAAGUCGCGUCAGUUGUACCGCGAGGUGUUCUAUGGAGAGUCCGAACCGCCUAAGGGGGAGGACACGCAGUCCAAGGGCCGACUUAAAAAGAUCAACAUUGACGAAAAUGAUUUUGGGGACUACGAAACAGAUAGCGACAAUGAUGAGACCGAUGAGGCUUUAGUGAAAAGGACAAGGGCCUCGAGAGGACGCAGUUCAACACUUGAGGAUGACAGCGAAUUCGACGAAGAUCUGGAACAGCUCACAGGUGCGGACAUCCUAGGCGGUAUCGAAGCGUUGAGAUUACGACAACGACUUCUAGAUAUAAUGUCAGAAGUAUCCUUUCAUUUGCCGAAAUUGAUGACGGACCAAGCAGAACUCUUUGACAAUAUAACCGAGUUCAUGAAUCCCCUGCCUUGUUCCGUUUACCCGUCUCUACUAUAUUGGCCAAGCAUGUCGCUGCACACCCAAAAUCACUUGAACUCCGUCCUAUUAUUCGACAUCGUCAGACGCUCGUUCCCCCCCAAGGAGAUCAACGUGUACGCCCCAAGCGUCGCACAUAUCAAAGAACACUACCUUCCAUCAUUCGCCAAAACCCAAAGUCUAUCCAACCACGCCAAGGUUGUCGUAAUCCUAGAAAACAUCCUUUGCAACCUCAUUCGCCGCAUGAAGCUUGACUCCGAGCUCCGAGCCGACGUUCAAGAAUCUGUCGAAAAUGGUAGUUUUCGGAUCUCCAUGAGCGAUGGCAUUGCUCGACGUGAAAAGCGAGCCCUCGGAGACGGGCGAGUGAAAGGCAAGGGCCUGGAAGGCGAAGAAGCGCUUGGCAGAAAGCUUCUGGACGCCAGCACGAUGAGACUGCGUCUCCAUAUGGAUAUGCUAGAGAGUAGUAAGUGCUAUGGACGCAGUAUGAUGACGGUGCCAAAGACGCCGUCACGCGCGAGGUAUGUGUUGAUUGAGACCCCGACGCCACAAAAACGCAAAUUAUUCACGGAUUAUCUUCCUCCUUCGAGUCGGCGGACAUCAUCCUCACUCAGUGUGCUGAGCGAAACACCAGAACUACCAUCUACACCAAGGGCGAGCGAGAGUGGAGACGAUGGAGGUGAAGCUGAUGAUCGAAUGCGAUAGUCACGAGACCACCGCCUUUGCUUUAACACUUUGACGUCCGAGCGAGCGAUAUCUAAUGAACAUUGGCAAAUGUGGCCCAUUUUGCGAUACCUCACAAGAAUAUCGAUAAAGCGAAAUGGACCAGGUUGCUGUGCUUUAUAGCACCUGCAGGUAAAAGUUCAUAAAAUGAAGGGUACCCGUAAAGAUCAUAACGAUGAA